Messenger RNA from Mercenaria mercenaria, 997 nucleotides. Its product is annotated as C-type mannose receptor 2-like. Bases 188 to 997 code for a protein of 269 amino acids. The transcript is spliced from 7 exons. NCBI's taxonomy places the organism in Eukaryota, Metazoa, Mollusca, Bivalvia, Venerida, Veneridae. Gene Ontology annotation, biological process: biological process involved in interspecies interaction between organisms. Gene Ontology annotation, cellular component: external side of plasma membrane. Gene Ontology annotation, molecular function: carbohydrate binding. The record is from RefSeq and is a predicted model, not a curated record.
UGUUUUCCCGCAGCUCAGUAGAUAUUGUAGACUAUUUGUUAUGUCUAUUUAACUGCGUCGUAAUUGUUAAGUGUAGUUGUUUGCUUAUAAAGUGAAUCAGUUUUUCUAUCAAAGUUGGACUAAGUAUAAAAGAAAUCAACUUCGCAACGAACAAGAAUUUUACCGAUUGCUGCACGGAAACGAUAAGAUGGAGAGUUUUGUGGUGAUUUUAAUUCUAUCCGUCUCAUUUUGCGCAGCCGAUAUCAAUAAUUGUCCUGUUCACAUACCUAGAACAGCCUUUUUGUAUCAGUUUGGAACAAGUUGCUAUCAGUUCAAUAUGGGGCUGAAAACCCUUAAGAAAUGGGGCGUGUCUGGGAUAGACUGUAAAGUAAACCAUGGCGACCUUAUUGACAUCCACUCAGAGGCUGAGCAAGAUUUUAUCAUCAGCGCCUGGAAGAACCUAAGCUACACAAUCUUUGGCAGCAGUAGGUUGUGGAUUGGUCUGAAUGACAUUUUCACACCAGGGAUUUGGACCUGGUUUUCAGGAAGGAAAGAAAUUGAUUUCCAGAACUGGGCUUCAGGACGGCCAGACAAUGAAAGCGGGAAACACUGUGCUGUGAUGACGUUAUCUGGUCAAUGGGAAGAUUAUGAUUGUUAUGAUUCCUACAACUGGAUAUGUGAAUUCAGUACGAUUCCAAACUAUGACUGUCCUGCAAAUCUGCCUCGAACUUACAAGUUACUGUCAUGGCGAGACCAUUGUUACCUUUUUAAUCCGAAUUACAUUGAAGACUGGUAUAACGCGGACAUCAGCUGUCUAACAAUCAGGGGAGGCUACCUGGUUGAUAUUCAUUCACAGGAAGAGCAAGAUUUUAUAAACUAUUCCUGGUCGAUACUGCGAAUCAAAGCACAUGAAGAUAUAGGACUAUGGAUUGGUUUGACGGACGGACAAAACUAUUUUGAGGAGGGAAGAUGGAACUGGACAUCAAGUAAUAUUGACUAUAUAAUUAUAUCGGAUUAG